This is a messenger RNA of Cyphellophora europaea CBS 101466, 2346 nucleotides long. RefSeq lists its product as uncharacterized. The record is from RefSeq and is a predicted model, not a curated record. Bases 1 to 2346 code for a protein of 781 amino acids. Lineage: Eukaryota; Fungi; Ascomycota; Eurotiomycetes; Chaetothyriales; Cyphellophoraceae. Gene Ontology annotation, biological process: shikimate metabolic process; chorismate biosynthetic process. Gene Ontology annotation, molecular function: shikimate 3-dehydrogenase (NADP+) activity; 3-dehydroquinate dehydratase activity. The transcript has a single exon.
AUGGCGAAGACUACCGAGCAGCCCUGUACAACUCGUCGCUACGAGCCAAAUGCCUCCAUCGCUCUUAUCGGGAUUCGGGGUGCAGGGAAGAGGUCGCUUGGGUUCAUCGCAGCAGCCCAUUUACGACGACGCUUCGUGAGUGAGGGCCUGUAUUUCGAGAAGGUCACUGGAUACAAGAAGUCCGCGUUCAUCGAAAAGUUUGGCCAGGAUGACUUCUACCGACGCAAUGAAGAGGUCUUGCAGCAGAUGCUUGAUAGCCAUGGCACCGGCUGUGUCCUCGAAUGUGGCAUGGCAACAUUGACGACUGGUGCACGCACCAUACUUCGCCAGUUCGCCCAGUCUCAUCCAGUAAUCCACAUCGUUCGUGAUUUCCAAAAGAUUUCCCAAGCUUUGUCACUCAAUGGCGAUCAGAAAGCCCAGCUCUACAAGGCCGACCUUCGCCAUCAUUACUGUUCAAAUUUCGAGUUCUUCAACCUCGAAGACAGUUCUCUAGGAGACAUACAUGAUGCACAUGUCAGUAGUGAUCCGCCAAAUCCUCGAAUCCUUAGAGACGUCAAACUGGACUUUCAGAGGUUUAUCGAUUUCAUCUGCCACCGACCUGGAUUUCGCGAUUCGGGGCCCUUUUCUUUAUCAGCUCUUCCUCUGGAGCGCCGACGACACUCCUUUGUUACGUCUGUGAAGCUAAGCACACUUCUUGAGAAUAACAUGCCCGAGACCUGGCAAGACUCGGGCGAAGACGCCAUCGAGCUUGUUUUAGACCUCUUCUCGGAAGGUACUUACAGGUCAAUCAGCGAGCAAAUCAGCCGAUUGAAGAGAGCUCUCAAGAUACCAAUCGUGGUCUCCUUACCGAAACAGGAGGGUGCCGCUAACUUGACUCCUGAAAUCACAGCGAGUACCCUUCAGUAUGUUCUCAGGCUUGGUAUUGACUACUUAUUGGUCAAUCUUGCCCUUGAUGAGGUCGUCCAUCGCACGUUGUUGGCAGACAAAGGUCCAACUACAAUCAUAGGUGAUGGCGUCUUUCCGGACCCUACGGCGCGCGGCUGGCUCGAUACGUGUCGGAUUCAGCUUUGUGAAAAUGCUGAAAUGAUCGGCUUCGACACAAUAAGGUUGACGCAGCCCGCGCUCGAACGGCAGGACAACGAAGACGUUCGAUAUUUCGCUGCGCAUGUCUCUCGAGCAUACAGUAUCACUGUCAUCGCAUACAAUACCGGUCGCCUCGGGCGCACAUCACGAGUCUUCAAUCGACUUCUGACUCCCAUACGCCACUGCACACGUGCCUCGCUCGCCUUCGUCGACGAGGAUCCCGAGGACAAGAUCACCAUAUCUGAUGCGACCUCCGCCCUUUUCGAAUGUUUCGAGAUGGAUUCGUUGGAAUUCUACAUUCUCGGCCAGUCAGUGUUCUACAGUUGCUCGCCGCCUAUGCACAAUGCUGCGUUUGAGCUAUAUGGUCUGCGCCACAGCUUUACCUUUCGGGAGAUCGCAACAUUCAGCGAGAUUCUCGCCAUUGCCAAUACACCCACAUUCGGCGGCUCUGCAAUUAGUUUUCCAUUUAAAGAAGAUGCAUUUCGAGCAUGCACGGCAAUGAGUCCCCAUGCUUCCAUCAUCGGCUCGGUCAAUACCUUGAUUCCAUUACGUCUGCUCCUGAAUGAGAACACGGCUUCUUUGGAAGAACAAGCAGACAAUCGGAACAACGCAGGCAAAGUCAUUGGUCUGUAUGGUGACAACAGCGACUGGUAUGGAGUCUACAUCAGUAUCUUGAACAGACUCUCUCCUCGCAACACGGCCCGUCUGCACAAGACUACUGCCCUGGUUCUGGGAGCCGGAGGAUCCGCUCGUGCCGUAAUCUAUGCGCUUGCUCAGCUCGAAUGUGCUGAGAUUCACGUGCGUAACAGAACAUAUGGGAAUGCUGUCAAAGUUGCAGAUCAUUUCAAUGCUUGGUGUGAGGCCGAGAACAGACCGUCGCGGGUUUCAGCCUGGAAUGAACAGCAGCGGGAGUGGCCUGCUGACCUGGAGCUACCGACCAUCGUCGUCAACUGUCUUCCAUCACAAGCCUCUCUUUUCGAUGAUCAUGAUCAGGUAGCCGAACCCCUGCCAUCAGCACUACUCGGAAACCCGUCUGGUGGUGUGGCAGUCAGCAUAUCCUACAAUCCAAGAAUCACGCCUUUCCUCCAACAGGUCAUGAAUUUCCGCGACGAAUGUGGCAUCCCAUGGAGAAUUGUGACUGGUGUAGACAUUGUUUUUGAGCAGGCUCUUCUACAAUUCGAGCAACUCUCCGGCUACAGAGCCCCAAAAGCUACAAUGAGGCAAGCGCUCGAAAGUGCCACAGAAGUACGAACACUCCACUGA